AGACGAGUUAUAAGGAAAAAAAAAUAAGGAAGAAGAAGAAGAAGAAGAAGUAGAAGUAGAAGGCGCGUGGCAUUCCCCACUUCCAGAAACCAUUAACGCGAUGAUAGCAUAAAUUCCCUCACAAGGGACACACUCUCCAAUAAUUUCUCUCUUGGGGGCCUCUCUUUUCUCUCUGUUCUUUUGUUUUCUUCAGUUUCCCGAUCUAAAUUUCCCACAUUUCCGUCUUUCCUUGAAAGUUUUGUCGUUACGGAUCCACCUUUCUCGCUCUCAACUUCAGCCAAAGUUUGAUUUCUUCACCGUUAUUCGGUUUAUAAGACAGACCGAUUUAGCUGUUCGUUUCUGGAACUGUUAAUUCAACAUUUUGCUUUUAUCACUUGGUCGUAGAGUUCUUUGGAUUGGGAUUGUAUGUUAACCCGAAUUCCCCAAUUCUCUUGCUCUACAGUGCUGGAUUUCACGUGGGUGUUGUAAGAAACCCAUAGAAAUGGGGUUGUGAAGGUUGUUCUUGGCAAGCAUUUCGGCCCUAGAUGGUCCUUUUGGGAGCUUGGUAUUGCUUCAUAGAUCUGCCAUGGGAGACCUUAAAAAAGAGCUUGCUCUAGCACUUCUUCUUGCUGUAAUUUCCGUGGGCUUUGGCGCCACCGACCCCCAUGAUCUUGCUAUUCUCAAUGAUUUUAGAAAAGGGUUGGAAAAUCCUGAGCUCUUGAAAUGGCCGUCCAAAGAUGACGACCCAUGUGGAAACAAAUGGCCUUGUGUCUUCUGCGAUGGUUCGAGGGUUUCCCAAAUUCAGGUCCAAGGUUUUGGAUUGAAAGGCCCUUUGCCGCAGAAUUUCAAUCAGCUUUCUAUGCUCUCGAACAUCGGUCUUCAGAAGAACCAAUUUUACGGUCCCUUGCCAUCGUUCAAUGGUCUGAAGAAUCUCCAGUAUGCGUUCCUUAAUUACAACAAUUUCACUUCGAUUCCGGCUGAUUUUUUCACUGGCCUUGAUAGUUUAGAAGUUCUUGCUCUCGAUGGGAAUAAUUUAAAUGGUAGUUCUGGGUGGAUGUUUCCACCGGCGUUGAGCAAUUCAGCUCAGUUGACGAAUCUUACUUGUAUGAGUUGUAAUUUGGCUGGGCCCUUGCCGGAUUUUCUUGGGUCUAUGUCCUCUUUAUCUGUGUUAUCGCUCUCUGGCAAUAGACUCACCGGUAGAAUUCCGGCUAGUUUCAAGGGUAUGGUAUUGACAAAGUUUUGGUUGAAUAAUCAAAUGGGAGAUGGAAUGAGUGGUUCUAUUGAUGUGGUGACGACAAUGACCUCGUUGAAUAGUUUGUGGCUCCAUGGGAAUCAUUUCUCAGGGACUAUUCCUGAUAACAUUGGGGAUUUGAGUCUUCUGCAGGAUCUGAAUCUGAAUGGUAAUGAAUUUGUUGGUCUCAUUCCAAAGAGCUUAGCUGAUAUGAGUUUAAGGAAUUUAGAUUUGAACAAUAACAAUUUCAUGGGUCCAGUCCCAAAGUUUAAAGCAUCAAAAGUGAGUUAUUCUUCAAACCAGUUCUGUCUAACUGAGGAAGGGGUUGCUUGUGCCCCUCAAGUCAUGGCGCUGAUCGAAUUUCUCGGUGCCAUGGGUUACCCUUCAAGGCUCGUCUCUGCUUGGACUGGGAAUGAUCCAUGUGAAGGCCCAUGGCUGGGAUUGAACUGCAGAUCUGGGGAUGUCUCUGUCAUUAACUUACCUAAGUUCGAUUUGAAUGGGACCUUGAGUCCUUCACUUGCAGAUUUAAUUUCCCUUGCUGAGAUUCGACUUCAGGACAACCAUUUGAGUGGUACGAUUCCAUCAAAUUGGACUGGUUUAAAGUCUCUUUCAUUGUUGGAUUUAAGUGGGAAUAACAUCUCCCCUCCUGUACCACGAUUCAGUAGCACUGUGAAGCUCUCUACUGGUGGCAACCCUUUGUUAGAUGGUAAGCAAUCCCCAUCGUCGGAAAUUGGAGGUCCAUCUCCUUCUGAUAGCCGGUCUUCUCCAACGACAGAACCGAGUCCUAGUUCUGGAAAUGGGGUGAGACAAGCAUCUACUCGUUCCAAGGCAUCUAUAAUAGUUUCUACUGUAGUUCCUGUUGUAAGUGUGGUAGUUGUUGCUUUUGUUGCUAUUCCUCUGUCUAUAUAUCUGUGUAAGAAGAGGAAACGCAAUGGCCAGGCUCCUAGUUCUCUGGUCGUUCAUCCUAGAGAUCCAUCUGAUCCCAACAAUUUGGUUAAGAUUGUUGUUGCAAAUAACACAAACAAUAGUACAUCUACCGCCUCCGGAAGUGGUUCCGGAAGCAGAAACUACAGUGGAUUUGGUGAUUCUCACGUCAUUGAAACUGGAAAUCUAGUCAUAUCUGUACAAGUUCUACGAAACGUGACAAAUAAUUUUUCUUCAGAGAAUGAACUUGGUCGUGGUGGAUUCGGAGUAGUUUAUAGGGGAGAAUUGGAUGAUGGAACAAAAAUAGCAGUCAAAAGAAUGGAGUCAGGUGUAAUUAGCAGCAAAGCAUUGGAUGAGUUCCAAUCUGAAAUUGCAGUUCUUUCAAAGGUACGGCAUCGUCAUUUGGUGUCACUGUUGGGAUAUUCAAUUGCAGGAAAUGAAAGACUACUCGUUUACGAGUAUAUGUCUGAAGGGGCUCUCAGCAAGCAUCUUUUUCAUUGGGAAAGCUUUAAGCUCGAACCUCUUUCUUGGAAGAGGAGGUUAAACAUUGCCUUGGAUGUUGCUCGAGGGAUGGAGUAUCUUCAUAGUUUAGCCCAUCAGAGUUUCAUCCAUCGGGAUCUCAAAUCGUCAAAUAUCUUACUUGGUGAUGAUUUUAGAGCAAAAGUUUCUGAUUUUGGAUUGGUUAAACUAGCCCCUGAUGGUGAAAGAUCUGUAGUAACCAGGCUUGCUGGGACAUUUGGUUACUUGGCACCAGAAUAUGCUGUGACAGGUAAAAUUACUACCAAAGCCGACGUGUUUAGUUUUGGUGUUGUGCUAAUGGAGCUAUUGACUGGACUAAUGGCUCUCGACGAAGACAGAUCUGAAGAAAGUCAAUAUCUAGCUGCGUGGUUCUGGCAUAUAAAAUCUGACAAGGAGAAACUGAUGGCUGCUGUGGAUCCAAGCUUGGGUUGUAAAGAAGAUAUAUCUGAAAGCAUUUGUAUAAUUGCUGAAUUAGCUGGACACUGCACUGCAAGAGAGCCUACCCAACGUCCUGAUAUGGGUCAUGCUGUAAAUGUCCUUGCUCCACUUGUCGAGAAAUGGAAGCCAAUCGACGACGACACAGAGGAGUACUCUGGAAUUGACUAUAGCCUGCCCCUCAACCAAAUGGUGAAGGGAUGGCAAGAAUCUGAAGGGAGCGAUUUCAGUUACGUUGAUCUGCAAGAUAGUAAGGGCAGCAUACCAUCAAGGCCAACUGGGUUUGCGGAUUCGUUCACUUCGGUCGAUGGUCGUUGAACAAGGUACCUUGAUGGCUCUUCUCUUUCCCCUCUAAUAGGUGGACGGUUGUGUGUUCAAUCGGUUUCGAAACAUUGUUGAAUAUGUCACAGUGCUUUUCUGCUUUUACAGUGGGAUCAAAUUUGGAGAUUUCUGAUGCUAGAAAAUUUUCAAUUGUAGGAUAUGGCCUUUUCUUUUUUUCUUCCCUUUUUUACGUGAAUGUAGAUAGAUAUCAAUGGUUCUUGAAACUGGAUAGUUACAUUUUUCUUCUUUUGUGCUUGUAAAUUCCUUGUGAAUCAGACUUGCAAGAUGCAAUGUUCUGUUGUUGCACUUCUUGCAUCUUGAGUUCAAAAAAAUGAAUUUACAUUUCUGUU
Molecule: messenger RNA, 3759 nt
Organism: Cucumis melo (muskmelon)
Lineage: Eukaryota; Viridiplantae; Streptophyta; Magnoliopsida; Cucurbitales; Cucurbitaceae
Product: receptor-like kinase TMK3
Exons: 2
Coding region: 566-3406 (946 amino acids)
Biological process (GO): protein phosphorylation
Molecular function (GO): protein kinase activity; protein binding; ATP binding
Source: RefSeq, a predicted model, not a curated record